AUGGGUAAGCCAGCCGACUUUGCCGACAUACUCAAUGGAGUCAUGUGGUUUCAGGUGGUUAUCGGAACUGUCUUUGUGGCCCUACGACUGUACACACGGCAGUACAUUGUGAGGAAUUUCGGAUGGGAUGAUGUGCUGAUGAUAGUCAAUCUGAUCACUUUCGUAGGCUAUGUCGGCUGCAUAUCCGUUGGUGUUACACAUGGCGUUGGGAAAAAGACAGCAGAUAUUAUACGUCUCGAACUCGAUUACUCCAAGUCCAUCAUGUGGGAAGCCAUCGGCCAGGGUAUCUGUAUCAUGGGAAUCGCUGCGUCCAAAGGCUCUGUGGCAAUCUUUCUCCUGCGCAUCGUCAUGAAGAGGUGGCAUGUCGCCAUCCUCUGGUUCUGCAUCAUAACCACGGCUAUACUGUGUACUAUCACCACCACUCUGCUGUACACCCAGUGCAUACCAUCUGCAUUUCUGUGGGACCGAACAAUCAAGGGUGGCUACUGCUGGCUGAAUUUUACCCAAGUUGGUCUGACAAUGGGUGCGUGGUCCGCAUCCAUGGACUUCGUUCUCGCUAUCCUCCCUUGGCAUGUAAUCAUGGGGCUCAACAUGAAGCGCAAGGAGAAAAUCACCAUCGCAUGCGGUCUUUCGCUGGGCGUUGUCGCGGGCGCAUGUUCCAUCGUCCGCACCAUCGAACUGCAGUCCCUCUCCUCGAUGGAAAACUAUGUGUACGACACCGCCAGCAUGCUCCUUUGGUCUUCUUCCGAAGUCUGUCUCACCAUCAUUUGUGCCUGCAUUCCUGUCCUUCGUCCACUUUACGUCCGCGCCGUAUACGGUUCCCAAGGCGACUCGUCUGCCAAGAACUCGUACCCACUCAAGGGAUACUUGAAGUCGAAGAGCAGCCGCGGCGAAAACGACAGCCCCCCAAACACCAUGAAGAUAUAUAUGGGUCCUGGUGGGAGUUUGCUGCAGACCACAGUUGCAAUGGGAAGCGAUAACGCGAGCGAGGAGAUGAUAUUGCGAGGAUCCAUCGAGCAGAGGUAUAUUGCAGAGAACAUGGCGCAAGCCAAGCCGGAAUCUAAAGAAAAGAAGGAUAUCAAAGUCACUACCACACUCACGUCGAGAGAUGAUUUUGUGUAAACCCGACAGUCUGUAGAUAUACACGACACGGCCAAUAUAGUCCUAAAUUUCAAGAUAUGAUUUCACAAAGACG
This is a messenger RNA of Pyrenophora tritici-repentis Pt-1C-BFP, 1195 nucleotides long. RefSeq lists its product as uncharacterized. The record is from RefSeq and is a predicted model, not a curated record. Lineage: Eukaryota; Fungi; Ascomycota; Dothideomycetes; Pleosporales; Pleosporaceae.